AACAUCGGAACCACAAUUUUGUUAAGCAAGGCAUAGUAGUUUUCUAUUUGCAUGGAGAUGUUGAAGCAGAAAAAGAAAACAACAGGGAGGAAGAGGAUUGAGAUCAAGAAGCUUGAGAAAGAAGCAAACAAGCAAGUCACCUUCUCAAAGCGGCGAGCCGGGAUGUUCAAGAAAGCCAGUGAGCUAUGCAUAUUAUGCAAUGCUCAUGUUGGCAUUAUAGUGUUCUCGCCGGCCGACAAGUUGUUCUGCUUCGGAGAACCCAGCACGGAGGCCGUGGUGGAGCGGUACCUGAAAGGAUCGCCAGAUUUUGAGCCAAUAAAGUCCUCCCAAAGGAAGAAGCCGGUGUCAUGCGAAGAGCAUAACAGAAAAUACGAAGAGGCGAUGAAGGCGUUGGAGUUGGAAAAGAAGAACAAGGCUGAUGUUGAAGGUUUUGCUAAGGUUUGGGGGAGAGGAGAAUGGUGGAAUGAAGAGAUUCAUGAGAUGAGUGUUGAGCAGUUGGAGCAGUUUUUGGUAGCCAUUUAUGAAUUGAGGAGUAGGCUUCUUCAAAGGGCUGCUGAAAUCAUGAUGAUGCAUGGAAUGUUAUAGAAUAAUUCAUCAACCCUGUUUUGAUUUUCAUCAUGAAGUUUUAUCUUAUUACUGCUUGCACAAAUUUAAUUCAGUGUUCUUUUUUUGUGUUUAAUGUUUCAAUUUGGUUCAAAUGUUAUGUUUACUUAUUAGCAAGGAU
This is a messenger RNA of Arachis ipaensis, 724 nucleotides long. The record is from RefSeq and is a predicted model, not a curated record. NCBI's taxonomy places the organism in Eukaryota, Viridiplantae, Streptophyta, Magnoliopsida, Fabales, Fabaceae.